This is a messenger RNA of Camelus dromedarius (Arabian camel), 2093 nucleotides long. Its product is annotated as nephrocan. NCBI's taxonomy places the organism in Eukaryota, Metazoa, Chordata, Mammalia, Artiodactyla, Camelidae. The record is from RefSeq and is a predicted model, not a curated record. The transcript is spliced from 4 exons. Bases 438 to 1769 code for a protein of 443 amino acids. Gene Ontology annotation, molecular function: protein binding.
UUGACAACUGGGAAACUCCUGCUCGAAUCCCCGAGAAAGAGAGGUGCAUCGUGUUGGCUUCCAAGUUGGAAAGGCCGAGGAACAGAAGGGUGUCCACGUCGCAGAGAGGAACGGCUUCUGCCUGUUUGACUUCACAGUGGGCGGGAGCCGUUCUAAAGUCGCCCGGGAAACUUGCUGUGGUGACGUCCAGGGCCGGGAAGAAGUGAGAAAGGGCCGUGUGAGCAUGCGCAGUGGCCACGUCUUCGCUUUUCCAGCCCAGUUCCUGUUUAGGCGAUGGUUUCGAUCCUGCCUGUCCUGGAAGGUGCUUCUGUGACUCAGCGCAGUCGGUGCACUGCUACCGGCUGACGGAGGUACCGUCGGGAAUUCCUUCCACCACCAAGAAGCUCUACAUCAGCCAUGGCAAAAUCCAGCACCUUCAGGUAUCUAACUUCACCCAAAUGUUGGCUCUAGAAGAUUUUAUUCUGUUGGCUAGUGGAACAGAGUCAGUAGAAAAGGACACUUUCAAAACUCUGGGUACUUUGAAGACCUUGGAAUUCUGGAAAAAUAAAUUAAGACGAGUCCCCACUACUCUCCCAGCCAGUCUUGAAGUGUUAAAACUAAAUGAUAAUUCAAUAUACGUCCUACACGGAUCUGAUUUUGAAGGACUGGAGAAAUUAAAAAUCCUUGAACUUAAAAACAAUCUUCUCUCUUCCCUCUCUCCCAGCAUGCUCUCCUCCCUUGUCAGUUUGCAGAGUUUGGUGCUAGAUGGUAACAAUAUCGAGUCUGUAGCUGGACCCCUGGAACUUCCCCAUCUGACACGGAUGAGCAUGGAGAAUAAUCAGCUACAUCUCAUACCAGCUGGCUUCUUCACUUCUCUCCAGUCUCUGCAAUUUCUCAGUUUCAGUAGUAACUUUCUGACUAAAGUUCCUAUUAACCUGCCCAAAUCCUUGCUCUCUUUAAAAAUGGAGAGAAACCGGCUCAAAGUGAUAAGGUUUCGAGAUAUGAAACAUUUGGAGAAUCUUUCCCAUCUUUACCUGUCAGAAAACUUGCUCUCUUCCAUCGAUGGGGCACAGCUCCUCACCAAUUUAACUACUCUUGAGUUGUCCCAAAACCAGCUUCCAACGUUGCCCCUCAGACUACCAGCAAGGCUCCAAAAGCUGGAUAUUAGCAAUAAUCUGAUUCAGAGAGUUACAGUGCAAGAUUUCCAGGACCUCCGAGAAUUAAAGCAUUUGUUUCUGGACAACAACACUGUCAGCUUGUUUGAAGCUGGAGCCCUGCAGAGGUGUUCCCAGCUGUCCAACCUGGCCCUGGAGCAGAACCUGCUCUUAUCUAUACCUCUAAGACUCCCAGGAACCUUAGCCAGGUUGGACCUAAAAGGCAAUGCCAUUCGGGAUAUUGCUGAGAGGGAGCUCAAAGAUCUGAAGCAGCUGCAGGUCCUAAAUCUUAGGAACAACAAGAUCUCUGCCUUAGACCUCAGAGCCUUGGAGGUACUGCCUCGCCUCAGGCACCUGUAUCUAGAUGGAAAUCCGUGGAAUUGCACCUGCAGUCUCCUACGAGCCAGGGAGGUCCUGAAGGCCAAGGGCACAGAUGUGAGGGGAGGGCAAUGUGCAGCACCCGCUGAGCGACAAGGGGAGAGCUGGAUGUCUUCCAAGAAGAUCCUGAGGCAAUGUGAGCAUCUCCUACAUCAGACCAAGAAAAGCAAAGAGGUCAAAAAGAAACCAAAGCCUGAAGAGCACUCGAGCAUCCGAAUCAACAUGGAUGAUGAUUACUAUGAUUAUGAGAUUGAUUAAGGAUGAGCUUUGUUUACAGUUUAGAAAAAGGUUUUGUUUCUUUUUUAAAAUACUUUGAUUUUUCAUGUUCAAUCUCUUAAGCAGAAAUAUGCGAUACAUUUAGAUAUUGCAAAACUCUUUUUCUAAAUAAGUUUUUCUUUUUUCUUUUUAAGAAUGAAAUGAGAGUUAAGAUAAGUUGAGGUAGGGGGAGGAAAGCAGAAAGGAACAAUAGUCAGAAGAUGUAAGAUUCCUUCCACGUUACAAGUAAUUUGUUGGUAUUUCAUACUGAAACCUAGAUGAAUAGUAACGCCCAAUAAAAUAUCCAACUGGCUAACUUCCUGCAAA